This is a messenger RNA of Laccaria bicolor S238N-H82, 1554 nucleotides long. RefSeq lists its product as uncharacterized. The coding region runs from base 22 to 1488 and encodes 488 amino acids. Lineage: Eukaryota; Fungi; Basidiomycota; Agaricomycetes; Agaricales; Hydnangiaceae. The transcript is spliced from 8 exons. The record is from RefSeq and is a predicted model, not a curated record.
CCUCAACUGCAUUCCACCACCAUGCACGGAUUACUGAGACGAUCCGUGCAACACAGCUUCUCUAGAUAUCGUUGUCUCGCGUCCGUGGCAGCCCCCCCUCGACCCCGACGAGCGCCAAAGGAAGAAGGGUCCAUCGCUGCGAUCUUUACGUCGCUCACUGGGGAAGAACAUAACGUCUUACCGGAGCGGUUCAUGAGUUUGAAGAGGGAUAUCUUCCAUGAGGGGUUAGUUGAGAAUUGGAGAGACGUGCUUGAUGAGCUUGAUCCUGCGGUUGAGGAGAUUUCAACUCUCGGUUCGGAUAUUGUUCCCAGAGUUUCUUAUCGCGAUAUUGAGAAAGGAUUGUCUAAAGAGCAAAUUUCUAGGAUUAGAAGGGUGGGGACGGUUGUAAUUACUGAUGGUGUACCCAAGGAGGAAGCGCUUCGCUGGAAGCAAGAAAUUAAAGACUACGCAGCGAGAAACGCUGGUCACGUCAAGGGCUUCCCCCCAGAAAACAUCCAAAUCUUCGAAAUCUACAACUCCAAACCCCAAAUCCAAGCACGAACUCAUCCCUCCAUCCUCUCCACCCACCGCUUCCUCCUCUCCCUCUGGCAUAUAUCCAACCCCAACACCCCCAUAAGCCUCGACACACCCCUAUCCUACUUUGACAGACUCCGGAUCCGCCAGCCGGGGGAUGCCAAGUUUACGUUGGGGCCUCAUGUUGAUGGUGGGAGUGUUGAGCGGUGGGAGGACCCAGGGUACCGGGAGGUGUGGAGGAGGAUAUUGGGGGGUGGGGGUGUGUGGAGGAGUCAUGAUCCUUUUGAUGCGUCGGGGAGGGUUGAGGCCAAGUUGGAUUUGUAUCAUGCAUCCAACGCAUGCUCCGUCUUUCGAGCCUGGCAAGGAUGGACGUCGCUCUCCAGCACAGGUCCCAACGAAGGGACACUCCGCGUCCUACCCAUGCUCUCCCUCUCUACUGCAUACACCAUCCUUCGUCCCUUCUUCCGUCCCAAGAAUUCACAUUCCACGUCUCUCAAGUUCGAGGAUUGGGAAGUCGACCUUGACGGACCGAGGUUUCCUGGGAGCAGUAUUGGGAAGACGCAGGAAUUGAAUGAGCGGACUCACCCGCAUUUGAAGUUGGGGAGGACGAUGGUUAGUGUGCCGAGGGUUGAGCCGGGGGAUCAGGUUUAUUGGCACUGUGAUGUCGUUCAUGCUGUGGAGGCGCAACAUAGGGGAUUGGGCGACUCUUCGGUUUUGUAUAUUCCUGCUGUGCCGCUGACGAUUCACAACGCGAGUUACCUCAGAGAUCAGCGACUGAACUUUCUUUCAGGCCAUCCACCCCCAGAUUUCCCUGGCGGCGAAGGGGAGUCUAAAUUCAUCGGAAGGGGUGCCCUCGCGGAUGUCAGCUCUCCUGAAGGUUGUAGGACGUUCGGGUUUGAGGAGUUCACGACCAAUGAGGGUGGUUUGAAGGCGGAGUUUGUUGAGAGAGCUAAUAGGGCGCUCGCGCUUGAGUAGAUAAUUCCUUAGGCUCCCUGAGUGUCUCGUCCAUUUCUAUGCCUUUAAACACCCACUUUCCCCUCG